AUUUAGUUGUUUGCCCUGUUUGCCGCGCUGUAGAAUCAAGUGCUGGCGGAUGCAGUAUCUGAUACCAGCAUGAAUAAGCUAUCACAGCACUAGCGCAUACUAUGAUUCUACUCAGCCACGUCGUUUUGCAUAACGAUCUACUAGCCACGAACAUUUACGAAGAUACAAAUAUGCAGAAGGAAGAGAGAAAAGGUCUGCUUCGGAAUCACGCUUCACUUAAGGAAAUGACUACAUGUGAGAGCCCUAACUCAUCUAAGAUUGAACAGCUAAAGCAUUUAAAAGAUGCCAACGGGGCAACCCCCUCCCCCCCUUUAUCCGAGAGGAUAUUAAAGCGACUGAACCCGAAAAUGAGGAAAGCGGGGUCUUUAGACGAGAACUUGUCCAAUUCCCGCCCUGCUACCCCUACAACGGGAAGAAACCAUAAAAAGACCCAAGAACGCAUGGGUUCCGCCCCUGUUCCUGCCAAUUCCCCUCAAGCCUCCACCAAGAAGAGAAACUUCUCUAUCAGGCAUAGGACUUUAGACUCUGAGGGUGACACCCCUAUGUUACCCAUGCAGUCGUUUUCACCUAUACAGCAACCUGAACCCACCCCGGAAGUGGAAUUAAAUUCACGCUCCCCGAAAAUGUUAACGAAAUGCUGCUUCUGGUCUUCAUGCGCUGAAAUGCUGCACAAAUUCAUGUCUGGAGUCCGUUUUGAAUCCUGGAGCUCUGAACGUCUCUACCAGCGCUACUUCUUCCAUUCCAAGAUAAAUAUGCUUAGCAUACUGCUAUGGUUACUCAAAUCUCUUUGCAUCAUUUUAUUUUGUUUUAAAUAUUGUACAGGACAAAAUUGGAACGACAUGGUGUAUGGAAUUAUUAUCAUUGUAUUGCUUCUACUGUGUAUUGCCUUGCAGGUGAUCUUUCUUCUCAAUGUACUUUCCCAGCACACAUUAUUCUUGGUGUCUUACAUCAUACUAGCCAUGGUUGUUAUCAUUGAUCUAGUGUCAGUUGUACUUUUAGAGCGGUCAAGCUCAAGCUACAUGGUAUGGCUCACUUUGUUCAUGGUAUACAUUAUGUACACCAUGAUACCUCUGAACAUUCUGGUGGUGUCUGCGGCCAGUUUUAUCCUCUCCUGCAGCCAUAUGCUUGUCUCCUAUGUUUCAAAUGGACCCAAGCCCCAUUACCCCAACCAGAUUGCUUCCGACUUCCUUUUGUUUUUCUGCACCAACGUGGUCGGCAUGUGCAUUCGUAUAACAUCAGAACUUGCUCAGCGAAAAGCUUUUACUGAGACGCGAGAAUGUAUCGUCGCUCGUCUUAAUCUGCAAAGGCAGAAUCUGCACCAGGAAAGGUUGUUACUUUCUGUUCUCCCACGUCACGUUGCUAUGGAAAUGAAAGGUGACAUUGACCAAUCGAAACCCAAGACACAACAAUUCUAUAAAAUUUACAUCCAAAAGCACAACAACGUUAGCAUAUUGUACGCUGAUAUUGAAGGGUUUACGAAACUUGCUUCACAAUGUCAACCCCAGUGGCUUGUUCGGACAUUAAAUCAACUUUUCGCACGGUUUGAUGCUCUAGCACGGGACAACAACUGCCUACGAAUCAAGAUUCUUGGAGAUUGCUAUUAUUGCGUGGCUGGCUUACCCGAGCCUAGACCUGACCACGCGCAUGCUUGUGUACAAAUGGGCUUGGACAUGAUAGACACAAUAUCUUUAAUUCGGGAAAUGACCGGCAUACCAGAAUUAAACAUGAGAGUUGGUAUUCACACUGGUCGUGUACACUGUGGGGUACUUGGUCUCAAAAAAUGGCAGUUUGACGUUUGGAGUAACGAUGUCACACUAGCCAACCUUAUGGAAGCUGGCGGCAAAGCAGGGCGCAUUCAUAUAACUGCAGCUACACUUAAGUAUUUACACGACGAUUACGAAGUGGAACCCGGCUAUGGUUACGAACGCAACAGUAAACUACAAGGUGUGGAAACUUACCUCAUAGUCAAGCAAAAGCCUCAAGCAAAGUUGCCGACCAUAAUGCCGCAGGUCAGUACCAACGAGUCCUCACUGCCGGGACAACCAGUUCCAACACAUACCAACAACACAAGGAGAAAUAAGAACAAAACAGCCAAGGAAAUGAAAUUAAUGGGCUUUGAAUACUCAAAGAACCUUUCCCACGAUUUACUGAAAGACAACAACAGUAUUUUAUCCGACGGCGAAGUAAACGACUUUUUGAACCGCGCAAUUGACGCACAAGGACUUGACUUUAUCAAGUCAAACCAGCUCAGCAAAUACUUUCGGUCUUUCAAGGAUAGAAAGCUAAAGGAAGAGGUGACAUUUUGGAUAUAUUUUCUAUCAGAUAAAACCUAUAUUAGAGUGGGAGAUGGGACACCUUUUUAUCUUCCACUACGCCAAUGUCAGCAACGCAUGUUUGCCGUCUACUGUGCGACAGCAGGUCUUAUUCUUCCUUUCUUUCUGGUUUCCACGAUCUGUUACAAGAUGCUGAAAAAGUCCGACUGUAGCUGCAUAAAACGUAAAGCUGUCACCUUUGUCUCAGUAUCAAUUAUUGCCCUAAUUUCAAGCAUGGCAGUGGGGAAUAUGUUCUUCUUUCUGCCUACGCAUGAUUUACGCACAUGCGCGGCACAAUUCGCUAACGUCACUCCAACUGCGUUGACCCCAUCCAACGUAACAGACAUACUCAAUAUAACAUUGUUGGACGAAAGCAAACCAACGAUAUGUGGACCACAAUCUUGCCAUUUUCCACAGUACUUCACUUACAGCAUGGUGCUGUCUAUGCUUGCCUGUGCCCAAUUUCUUGGUACGUCGGGAUUCUCGAAAUUAAUUUUGCUUCUCAGCCAGUCCGUGUUGUACACGUUGCUGGUACUUCUGGUAAACCCUACGUUGUUUGACAAUGCUGAUCUGCUGAACCAUGCUACAUUCGAAGAAAGCGUGAUGAUACCUCUACGUUUGAUGUCUCCGUUCAUUUUGAUGCUGUUCGUUGCUGCGGUGCUCAUGCAAGGCCAACAGGCAGAGCUCACAGCGAGGAUGGAUUUUCUAUGGAACAAACAGGCUGCUGAAGAAAGAGAAGAAAUGGUGAAGAAACAAGCUUAUAACCGGAAACUUAUUCACAAUAUCUUGCCUGUAGAUGUAGCCAAGUAUUAUCUUGAUAAGAAAGAAAAAAAUGACGAUGAUCUUUACUGCCAGUCGUGUGAAUGUGUCGCCGUUAUGUUCGCAACAAUAACCAAUUUCUCUGAGUUUUAUAUGGAAUUAGACGCAAAUAAUGAAGGCGUCGAAUGCCUGAGAUUGCUCAACGAAAUUAUCGCCGAUUUUGACAAUAUCAUUAGUGAACCGCAGUUUUACCAGCUUGAAAAAAUCAAAACGAUGGGCAGUACAUAUAUGGUCUCGUCGGGGCUAAAUAGCGCAACUUAUGAUAAAGAAAAUAUGAGCCACAUUUCAGCACUCGCGGUUUUUGCCAUGCGACUACAAGACCAGCUGAAAUUUGUCAAUACACAUUCGUUUAAUAACUUCAAAUUCAGAAUAGGGUUAAACUGCGGACCAGUGGUUGCAGGGGUAAUAGGGGCUCGUAAACCCCAAUAUGAUAUAUGGGGCAAUACGGUAAACGUUGCAAGUAGAAUGGACAGUACUGGUAUAGACGACAAAAUUCAGGUUUCAGAGGACGUUUACAAUCUCCUAAAAACAAAGGGUUUUGAUUUUGUUCCUCGCGGGUUUGUGCCUGUUAAAGGGAAAGGUACCAUGAUGACGUAUUUCCUCGAAGGCCCACGGCCCAACGAGGAACCCACGAGCUGAUAACGUCAUUAAAACCCCCAUAACCUAACCAGUUUUUCAGUUCCGCUACCAUAGUGGCAAAAAAAGCAAACUCAGGUUUCAAGCGAAAUUUCUGUGUCGUCAUAAAAAACGGACUUCUGUCAUUGUAUGACGCUACAUCUAAAAAAUGACGUCACUUUCCUCUAAAAAAAGAUUACACAUCAACCACUGCGUUCAACAAUCGUCUACAAGCCCCUAUUCCUGUUUCCUAUUAGUCGUCACAUGUCGAUAUAGAUGCUUUAUUUCACUUUGUCUCCUCGAAUGCGGCGUCUGAACUUUGCACAGCAGUCCUUGGUCGCAUACACUCCGAAAAGUCUCGAAAAAACACCCAAGUGUUAGAUCCCAAGAGCCGAAAUAUUUCUAGCAAUUCUCAAGUUCCAGCGUCGAUUUAGGCGUACUUAAUUACAUGCAAUGUUCCUUACAGACAAAGCAAUUGGUUUUACUGUGUUAACCUAGCUGAAAGUACAGCAAUUGGUUCAUGCAAAUAUUACAUGAAAAUAUCACUCACAAAGUAACAUACUUGGUUACUCGUAACCUGCCAUGAGGUGUAUGAAACAGAACACCCAUGUUUAAUGACUGUCAUUUUCCCGCCACGCGAGGAUAAAGUAGGUUACUUUCAUUCAUUCAAUACAACUUUACAGUGCCUGUCAAAACCCACCAAACUCUACUGUUUUUUUUAUAACUGAAUAUCUUGUCAUACUACCGUGCUGGCAUCUUAAUUAAACAGUACAACUAAAUUCCAAAACACUGACCCCUUCCCGAAUCCGUGCUACUUGACUCCAGAUGCAGGGGUCUUCUGACGCAGAGAUUUUGCGCCGCGAACCGCUUUACCCCACCACGUACUACACUUUAUUAACUGUGCUGUUUUUCGUGGAAUCCAUGUUUUAUUGGUUCCUAAUGCCCUGUCGUUUUAUUUACUUAUUUCCUUGCAAGAAUUGAUUGAUUUAGAAUCAUUGCAUUUUAUCGACUUCCAGCACCCAAUACUUGGGGUGGCUACUACAGUUUCAUUUGCGGAUCAGUAUUUUUAACUUUGCGGUUGCUUCGCCCACUUUUCUUCAAUUGACGGGGUGGCGACAGCUUCUAACGGUGCUUAUGCUUUCCUGUUUUUUUUGUAUCUACUGUGAAACUAUCAGAUUGGGAUAAUACAUGUGCUUACGUGUUAUACAAUAAAUUCCAUAUUUGCAUACAA
Molecule: messenger RNA, 4977 nt
Organism: Ciona intestinalis (vase tunicate)
Lineage: Eukaryota; Metazoa; Chordata; Ascidiacea; Phlebobranchia; Cionidae
Source: RefSeq, a predicted model, not a curated record